AAUUGAGUCACCUCUUAUUAGAUUUAUUAUCAUUGUAACAACAAACCUGUAGAUUUUCAAAAUGGCCACCGAUCUACCGUCUGAGAUUCUUCAGGCACUCUCUCAACAUGACAAUAUCCUUUCCUCGGAAGCAUUCCCUCUCCAAAAGUCUACGGACAUCAAAGGUGCUUUGGAUCGACUUGGUUCAAGGUCUAUGAUUUCAUAUGAGACAAUAGAUCGAGAAGAAGUUAUACUGGAAGCCGAAGCUGAAGAAAUUGCAAGCAAUGGGAGCCACGAGGCACGAGUUUUCGAGGCUUUACAAAAGGCAAUGGACGGGCUCACGGUUUCAGAAUUAGAAGCUGCUGUAGGCGAUAAGAAUGUGGUCAAAGUAGGACAGGGUAAAGCAUUCAAGUCGAAAUGGAUUGCAAAAGGUAAAGAUGGCAAGCUGGUAGCAUCCGUAAGUUGUUCCCCAAAUACAUACACAAUUUUGAAGCACGUGUCCUAAUUGUUGCAGAUCGAUUCUAUCCAAGAUGUAACUCGAGAACAGCUUCAGAUUAUACAAAAGACGCGUGCGCAUCCAGAUCCAAAAGUCAUAACAGAACUCAAGAAACGUAAGCUGGUUAAGAUGCAAAAGGUUACUAGCUAUAAGAUCUCGAAGGGACCGAAAUUCGCCUUAGAAAUGGUCAAGGAGGAGACAGAUUUGACAGCAGACAUGCUUGCAUCGUGGGUUUUGACGACGCCUUUGGUUACGAAAAAGUGCUUACACAUUUAGGGGUGUCUGGAAAACUGCUGCUUUCAAACCAUAUAACUUCAAAUCUCUUGGAGCAGACCAAAACUCUGGUGCAUUACAUCCGCUGAAUAAAGUACGACAUGAGUUCCGCCAAAUCUUCUUCGAAAUGGGUUUCGAGGAAAUGCCUACGGAUAACUUUGUUGAAACCGGCUUCUGGAACUUCGAUGCUCUUUUUGUCCCACAACAGCAUCCUGCUAGAGAUUUACAAGAUACCUUCUACAUAUCGGAUCCCAAAACUGCAGACAAACCACGCGCAGUGUCUGAGGAGGAUAAAGCAGACUAUGAGACAUUGUGGAAGAACGUACAGGAAGUUCAUCAAGAAGGAAAAUACGGAUCAAUUGGUUAUAGAUAUCCAUGGGCUGCGGAUGAAUCGUUACGCCUAGUUCUUAGAACGCAUACGACUGCGACCUCGACAGCAAUGUUACACAAGUUAGCUCAACAAAAAGGACCCGAUGGACGACCACCCCCAGCAAGAUACUUCUCCAUUGAUCGUGUAUUCCGUAAUGAGACUGUGGACGCUACGCAUCUGGCUGAGUUUCACCAAGUUGAGGGUGUUAUCGCAGAUUAUGGAUUGUCUCUCGGAGGUCUAAUGGAAUUCAUGGAGGUCUUCUUCAACAAAAUGGGUCUCGAAGAUUUACGCUUCAAGCCAGCUUACAAUCCUUACACUGAGCCAAGUAUGGAAAUUUUCAGUUAUCACAAAGGUCUCGGCAAACUGGUCGAAAUUGGAAACAGUGGAAUGUUCAGACCGGAGAUGUUAGAGGCCAUGGGUUUACCAAAAGAUAUGAAAGUUUUCGGUUGGGGAUUGAGCUUGGAGCGUCCGACUAUGAUUAAAUACAAGGUAAGAUAUCCUCUCACGCUCAUGAACUGCAAGCAGCUAAUAUAAUUCGUCUUCCAGGUGAACAACAUUCGAGAAUUAUUAGGCCACAAGGUUGAUUUAGGGUUCAUCGAAAGAAAUCCAGCUGUCAGAUUAGACAAGACAUAAAUGGUUAAAUAGGUUCAUAAAAUGAAUGAUUGCACAAAUAAGAGUCAAUUGAUACCCGUGCAUUUCUUUAGUCA
This is a messenger RNA of Sclerotinia trifoliorum, 1825 nucleotides long. Lineage: Eukaryota; Fungi; Ascomycota; Leotiomycetes; Helotiales; Sclerotiniaceae. The record is from the annotation of a GenBank genome assembly.